Messenger RNA from Colletotrichum chrysophilum, 330 nucleotides. RefSeq lists its product as uncharacterized. Lineage: Eukaryota; Fungi; Ascomycota; Sordariomycetes; Glomerellales; Glomerellaceae. The record is from RefSeq and is a predicted model, not a curated record. The transcript is spliced from 2 exons. Bases 1 to 330 code for a protein of 109 amino acids.
AUGCUUCCCGUUAGACGAGCCGUGGCCUUCCACGCCGCGAGAACCUGCCGCCAGUUCCUCCCCCGACACGUUGCUGCUCCGCGACCGAUCCGAUCGAGCCUGUACACGACUUCUGCCCGUUUGCGACAGAAUGCCUUCCACUCCCAGCUCGAAAGCCACGCCGCCGCGGGGCCCAGCGCUAUCCAGAACCCUCAGACCAUGACGGAGAAGAUCGUGCAGAACUACUCUGUCGGUCUUGCGCCUGGAAAGAAGGUUCGCACGGGUGACUAUGUCACUUUGCAACCGCACAAGUGCGUCGUCCGGGAGCCUGUCAAUGUCUACUACGACUAA